Gongylonema pulchrum is the source of this 984-nucleotide messenger RNA. NCBI's taxonomy places the organism in Eukaryota, Metazoa, Nematoda, Chromadorea, Rhabditida, Gongylonematidae. The record is from the annotation of a GenBank genome assembly.
AUGAGUGAAUUGGCACUGACAUCGUAUUUGUCAUGUUUAAAAGUUUUGUUUGAUUUGGCGCAUGAUUUCCCCGAAUGCCCGGAUUCGAUCUACGAUCUUCACAGUAUCAUUCAAAUGAAUCCACAUUUUUUCUCCGAAAAAGAUGGACUUUUUGCCACUUGGAAGAGUAUCUGGGCAACGUGGAGCCCUGAGGAGAUGGCAUCGGCACUGCUAAAAUUGUGGAAUCCGCUUCGACCGCUCGGAAACUGUUUUACUACAGAAGCGCAGUGCUUGAUUGCUGAUUUCAAGGAAAUCGAGCAGCGCAAAAAUGUGCAGCAAAAUGACUGCAGUCAUGAAUUGAACAGCAGUGGUCGCAGGAAGAGGAUAAUUGUGAAUUACGGUUAUCGUGUUUGUUGCAGUGAAAACUUAGAAAAUUUUUUCCAGGAUAAGAUUGCUGAGAAAAAACGUUUGGACGUGAUGUCGCAGGACCGACAAAGAUUUAUUAGUUUCCUUACUCAGGAUAAGAUUGCUGAGAAAAAACGUUUGGACGUGAUGUCGCAAGACCGACAAAGAUUUAUUAGUUUCCUUACUCAGGUUUUAUCUGGUGUCCUACAAUCCUUUCGUAAGCUGCCACUUCUGGAAAACAAGCUGUUGAUCGGGAAUCCAGAUUUGGUGUUUCUCGUUGUGCCAUGUAUUUAUUCCACUUUGGAAACAACGCUGAUGCAGGCCAAACGUCACAAAACGAGUCCCACUUGUAUGCAAAUGGAUCUCUCUGUUGCUUAUCGUUCUCUUUUGAAUUGCACAUGUGAGCAUAAGAAUAUCCCGAUCAGUUGCUGGCUGGCCAGUUUCGUAAAGCAUGCGCAAAAAAUUGGUGGCACCGAUCCAGUUGUGCGGUUUUUUCGAUGCGUUGGAGAACUGGAAUUCAUGGGUAUCGUUAAAGCAGCCAGCUAUAGGAACAGAAGCGCUGUCCGAGUGGCCCUCCUACCGACUUCGUUUGCUUUCUAA